Molecule: messenger RNA, 831 nt
Organism: Cryptomeria japonica (Japanese cedar)
Lineage: Eukaryota; Viridiplantae; Streptophyta; Pinopsida; Cupressales; Cupressaceae
Exons: 3
Coding region: 1-831 (276 amino acids)
Source: RefSeq, a predicted model, not a curated record
AUGGUCUUAAAGGAAGGGAUUCUGAGUGAGGUCUCCUCUAGUGUGAUUGGUAUGGAUGGGGAGGUUAUGCAACAGGAACUUUCUGGCUCAAGUCAGGGUGUUGGGCAACAACAUGGUGAGUCUCCUACAGGUCUUGUCUUAGGGGCUUCAAGUCAGUCCACAAAUUCACAGGAUGAUAUUGUUUUGGCAGAUUUGGUUAAGGAAGUGCAAGAAUUUGGAAGAGUAUUUGGCAUCAUGGACAAUGUGAGUGUAUUGGUUCUUUGGGAAGCUCUAGAGCUUAAGCAAUGGAACAAAUCUUGCUUUGGCAAUCUUUAUGCCAUGAAAAGGAGGGAUCAAGAUCAUUUAGCUGUAGUCACUCACCAAAUUCGAGAUCUUGGGUUCUUUGAGGAUUUGGGUAGAGAGGAGUCUCAUGCAGUUAGAGAACUGGAGGAAUGGGAACCUAGGGAAGAGAUUUUUUGGAAGCAGAAGGAUAGGGUUGACUGGCUUCAGGAAGGAGACAUGAAUACUACCUUUUUCCAUAACUCAGUGCAAUCCCGUCAAAAUAGAAGUUACAUAUCCAUGUUGGUUGAUUCAGCUGGAAUUCAACUGACUUCUUUGCAUGCUAUGUCUCAUGAAGCUACCUGGUACUAUUCUGCUCUCUUUUCUGGUGAUUCACCUCUUGUUGUGGAUGACGAGAACAUGAUCCUUUCUUGUAUUCCCUCUCUUAUUACAAAUGUGAUGAAUGCUUCUCUUAUGCGUCCAAUAUCUUUGUCUAAAUUGGAGGAGGUUGUUUUUGGGAUGCAUAAGGGUAAGGCUCCAGACCCCGACAAAUUUCUAGUGGAAUUUUUUUAG